This is a messenger RNA of Prorocentrum cordatum, 1404 nucleotides long. The record is from the annotation of a GenBank genome assembly. NCBI's taxonomy places the organism in Eukaryota, Dinophyceae, Prorocentrales, Prorocentraceae.
CCCGAAACAUGCACGGGGCAUGGACGUCCGAGCGAUGGCGAGCAGCACGCUGAUGGGGUCGUCCGACCGACGUGGCAUCGAUUUCGUGUUGGCUCUCCGGUGGUCUACUCCGUGAGGGCUGGCGGCAGGUUCGAGGACACUUGGGCCGUCGAGCGGGAGCUCGGCUCGGGGGCCUUCGGCACGGUGCUGCUGGCGCGGCACAGGGCGCUGGGGUACCUCCGCGCCGCGAAGCGCAUCCGGCGGAAGCCGCAGGACAGGGAGCAGACGGCGCUGCUGCUGAACGAGAUCCACUCGCUGAUGGACCUGGACCACCCCCACGUAGUCAACUGCUCCGCUACCUCGACGAGGGCUCCGAGCUUUACUUGUUCUUCGAGCUGUGCGAGGGGCCGAGCCUCUUCGAGCGCAUCAACGACGCGUGGGCGUCCGGCGGCCUGAGCGAGGCGGACGCCGCGGUGGCCAUGUGCCAGACUUAGCUGCGCUGAUGUGCCAGAUGAUGAGAGCUCUGAAGUGUUGCCACGCCCACUACAUCGGCCACUUCGACAUAAAGCCCGAGAACUUCAUGUACACGAGGCCUGACAAGGUGCACCUGAAGCUGAUCGACCUGGGGCUCUCCAGCAGCUUCAAGCGGGACUCCAGCGAGGUGCGCGGCUCGGUGCCGUACAUGGCCCCGGAGGUGUGGGACGGCACGUGCGGGCCCGAGGCCGACAUCUGGAGCUGCGGGGUGGUGCUCUUCGAGAUGCUGACGGGGACCAACUUCCUCGGCGACCCCGGCGCCCUGGGAGACAGCGAGGCGCGGCGCCGCGUGCGCGACCGCGCCUGGGUGCGGCAGCGGCUCCGCGAGGCGAGGGAGUGCCGGGAGCUGUCGCCCGAGGCCCAGGACUUCCUGUCGCUGCUGCUGCGCCACGACCGCCACCGCCGGCCCACCGCGAGGGAGGCGCUGGGGCACCCGUUCCUGGCCUCCACGGACCCGCUGGGGCUCUACCCGCCAGAGGUGGUGCGGCGCGCGGAGGAGAGUGCCUGGAGGACUUCCCGAGGGCCUGCCGGGAGUUCACGGCCGAGCCCGUGCUGGUCCGCGGGGUUGUUCUGCUCCUCGGUGCUCGCGGUGGCGCACUUCAGCGCCUACUGCUUCCCGCAGACGCGCCCCCAGAGGCUCGCCUUCGCCCUCGCGGACGCCGGCUCCGACGGCGAGCUGUCCAUCUCGGGCGCUGGAGAGCUACUAUCUGCGGACCGCGGGGUCUGUACCCGACGGACUCGAGGGGGCGUUCCGCGAGGUGGACCUCAAUGACGACGGGUACAUCUCGUACACGGAGUUCUUGUCGGCCACCCUGCCCAGCUCCGUGCGCCGCGACGAGGCCCUCCUCCACGAGAUCUUUCGGGAGAUGGACAGGAACCACGACGGGCACC